Salvia miltiorrhiza (redroot sage) is the source of this 1564-nucleotide messenger RNA. RefSeq lists its product as uncharacterized. Lineage: Eukaryota; Viridiplantae; Streptophyta; Magnoliopsida; Lamiales; Lamiaceae. The record is from RefSeq and is a predicted model, not a curated record. The transcript has 8 exons. The coding region runs from base 237 to 1415 and encodes 392 amino acids.
CCAAUUUAAAAAUAGCAUUAUAAAUUACGAGUCAUACAGUGCAUUAUGAAUUUUCAAGACGAAUUACAUAUAUAAAUUAUUCAUAGAAACAUACAAGAAGAUAUGGGUGCAUGUUGUUGGUUUUGUAUUAUUUUCUUUUUCAUGUUGUUAGUUUAGAAGAAGCACAGCCGCAGAAUAAAAAAAAAUCCUCCAAAUAUUAAUCAAUCAACAACCAAAAACUACCUUUGCAACCACAAAUGGCCGUCUCACACUUCCCCGCCACCGUUCCACGGUCUACCACACGGCGGUGCGCCGCCAACUUUCAUUCGCUUCCGACCACCACCGCCUCCUUUUUCCCCGCAGCACGGAAGCAGAAAAGCAAUAGCUUUGUGCCGCUGAGAACCACUGAGCAAGUGAAGUCUUUGAAGUGGGUGAGAAGCGUCGCCCAAGAACAACUCCCGCCAAAACCCGAGACCUUGGACGUGCAGCGGUUGGUUGAUUUCCUGUACGAGGACCUUCCCCACCUGUUCGAUGAUCAAGGAAUCGAUCCGACGGCGUACGACGAGCGCGUCAAGUUCAGAGACCCCAUAACCAAGCACGACACCAUCAGUGGUUAUCUUUUCAACAUCGCCAUGUUAAGGAAGCUUUUCAGCCCUAAUUUCCAGCUGCACUGGGUCAAACAGACAGGGCCUUAUGAGAUAACUACGAGGUGGACUAUGGUGAUGAAGUUUGUUCUCUUACCUUGGAAGCCUGAGUUAGUUUUCACAGGUACUUCUGUUAUGGGCAUUAACCCUCAAAACAUGAAGUUCUGCAGUCAUGUGGACUAUUGGGAUUCCAUCAAGAACAAUGACUAUUUCUCUAUAGAAGGUUUAGUGGAUGUGGCAAAGCAGCUUUGGAUUUACAAGACUCCGGACCUGGAAACACCAAGAUAUCAGAUACUGAAAAGAACAGCGAAUUAUGAGGUGAGAAAGUAUGAUCCGUUUAUAGUUGUUGAAACAAGUGGUGACAAGUUGUCAGGUUCAACUGGCUUUAAUUCUGUGGCUGGGUAUAUAUUUGGGAAGAAUUCUACAGCAGAGAAGAUACCGAUGACAACACCUGUAUUUACUCAAGCACUCAACCCGGAAAUCUCCAAAGUAUCCAUUCAAAUAGUUCUUCCUUCGCAGAAGGAUAUGAACAGUUUGCCAGCUCCAAAUGAAGCAGAAAUCAAUUUGAGGAAGGUGGAAGAAGGUGUAGCUGCAGUGUCGAAAUUCAGUGGAAAGCCAGAUGAGGAUAUUGUUCGAGCCAAGGAAAAGGCCCUGAGACAAAAUCUUGUGAGCGACGGUCUUAGAGCUAAAGAGGGCUGUUUGUUAGCGCGUUACAACGAUCCAGGGAGGACAUGGAGCUUUACAAUGAGGAAUGAAGUGCUUAUAUGGCUUGAAGAGUUUAUGCUGGACUGAAGCAGAGGAUCUUGAUUCUGCAUUGCUCGUGAGUUGUGACAUACUAUAUUUUUCAUCUGAGUUUCUAUUGAUUUGUGCUAAAGAUGUAAUGUUACAUUGAAAUAAAUGUAAAGUUUUUGGUAGUGUAUGGAAAGUAGUAGUCAUUUUCA